Molecule: messenger RNA, 1173 nt
Organism: Aureobasidium uvarum
Lineage: Eukaryota; Fungi; Ascomycota; Dothideomycetes; Dothideales; Saccotheciaceae
Source: the annotation of a GenBank genome assembly
AUGCCAUCGGACCCUCCAGCAAAGAAGCGGAAGACGUCCAAGACCAGCCUGGACUUCGACGUACCGGAAGUUCAUGCCGCCUAUGUCGAAUGGGCAGUUGCGCGAGGAAUCAAAAUACAUGGAGUCACACCGGCUGUGCUUCCUGGUAGAGGUGUUGGCCUGCUUGCAAAACAGAAAAUCAAAAAGGAUGCCGUGCUGUUCUCUGUGCCGGAGAAAGCCAUGAUCGUACCAGAUGUGGCAACGCUUCGCAAGCACAAGUUGACGAAGUUGUCCUCACAGGCUCAACUAGCCGCAUACCUUACCUUGGAGUGGAAGAGCCAAUCCUCUACCUACGUUACUUCGAGACCCGCUUGGCCAACACCUGAGGACUUUUCUUCUUGCAUGCUUGCCUGGUCUCCGAAGGACGAACUAGAAGAUGUGCUACGCAAAUGGGCCCCACCAAGUGUACAGAAGCCGCUGGACCGCAUGCUGUCAGACUUGAAGCGAGACAUUGAAUCCGUAAAACACAUGCACGCUCCCGACGAUGAAGCAUUCGAGCGUGAGUUUCUUUACCACUGGAUGCUUGUCAAUACACGCAGUUUUCACUGGAAGCCUCAAGGUGUCAGCCAAGGUGCCAUGAUCAUGAAUCCUGCACUGGACUAUAUGAACCACUGUCCGAACGGCCANGGGAAAGGCUAUGAGUUGAAAGCAAACCGAAACUACGAGCCUGGUGAAGAGAUAUUGGCUACAUACGGAGCUCAUUCGAACGACAAGCUCCUUGUACANCUCCUAGACGACGACGAGAUUCGUUUGGACCACGUAAUACUACCCCGCUUGACGGAGAGCCAGCAAAGUGCUCUGCAAGAUGUGGGCUUCCUUGGUGGCUAUGCUCUCCUACCAAGCUCAAGUGAAUUGUGCUUCAAGACGCAGGUUGCCGUGCGCUCUGUACUUCUGACAGCCAACGAGUGGGAACACUUCAUGGGGUCUGGAGAGGACCUUGCAGACGACAAAGAGAAUGAAGUGCUCGAUUGGCUGAGGCCAUCUCUUGAAUCAUACGUUGAAGAGGCCAAAGAAGCCAUUGCAUCUCUGCAGCCCCUCUCGAAAGAGAAAACUGGCGACCUUGCCAACAAACUCAAACUUCUGCAAUCCAGAUGGGAGCAGAUCCAGAUUGCGCUAGAGGACUUUCUGAAGUGA